Rubroshorea leprosula is the source of this 772-nucleotide messenger RNA. NCBI's taxonomy places the organism in Eukaryota, Viridiplantae, Streptophyta, Magnoliopsida, Malvales, Dipterocarpaceae. The record is from the annotation of a GenBank genome assembly.
GAGAAACAAUUCGAAGCUGCAACCUUGGAGGGUACGAAAUUCCGGCCAAAACCUUAGUUUAUGUGAAUGCAUGGGCAGUUGGAAGGGAUAAAGAAGCUUGGGGCUCAAACCCAGAAGCGUUCCGACCUGAAAGAUUCUUGGGUAGUUCCAUUGAUUAUAAAGGUCAAGACUAUGAACUAAUACCAUUUGGGUCUGGUCGGAGAAUUUGCCCCGCAAUAUAUAUGGGAGCUGCAACAGUGGAGCUUGCGCUGGCCAAUCUGCUUUACAAAUUUGAUUGGAAAAUGCCUGCCGGGAUGAAGGAGGAUGAUUUGGAUUUUGAUACAACCCCUGGGAUUACAGUGCACAGAAAGAAUGCUCUAUGUCUUUUAGUUAGGGAGUUCAAAGGAGAGUAGAAGAUUUAUCGUUGUAAGUUGUAAGUAGUUAGGACUGAAAAAAUGUUGCUCCCUUACUGAAAUAUCGUUCAAUAGAUAAAAAAAAGAAAAAAAAAAUAGUGCUUGAAAUACAGGGUUGAUAUUACAUACUGAACUAGGAGGAGUGCUAGAGGAAUAUUGUAGAAAGCUCCUAUAUAUCCAGAUUUGAUGUUAGCAUACCGCAGCAUGUUCGUAGAAGAGGGUAACAGAGUAGCGCAUGAGCUUGCAAGAAGGGCAGCUGUCAUUGAGGAGGAUGAAUGGUAAGUAGUGGAGGUUCCAGUGGAAAUUAUGUAGUUUGUAGCACAUGAUAUGAUUACCAUGUAACACCUUAUAUUUUCAUGUAAUAAUAUGAAAUAUUCACA